AUUAUACCUACUGCAAGCCUCCCACUGCAAUAAUUCCAACACAAAUUCUACAUAUCGAGAGUGGCGACUACCCUUCCAAACAAGGGACGUGCGCCAUAUUAUGUUCCAAGCAAUACAACAAUAAACUUUUCCCCAUUUAUGAUGCAUCGACGGAUGGAUCUUUGGGGACCAGACGCUCUUGAAUUCGACCCGGAUCGAUUCCUCGAUAGUCGGGUGCACAAGUAUCUCACUCCCAACCCCUUCAUCUUUGUGCCUUUCAGCGCGGGUCCUAGAAUUUGCCUUGGCCAACAGUUCGCUUAUAACGAGGCUUCCUAUUACCUUGUUCGACUCCUGCAGAGCUUCUCUUCUUUCAGCAUUGAUAUGGAUGCUCAGUCGCCUGAAGGUAUUCCCCCGAAAGGCUGGACCAAGACCCCAGGGACAACCAAAGGCAGGGAAAAGAUUAUGAUUGGAGUGUUUAUAACGCUGUUCGCCAAGGGUGGAUUGUGGGUCAGGAUGGAAGAAGCGAAAGAAGAAGCGUCAUUCUGAGUCAUCUUUCUUACUGCUUUGAAAUAUUUGUAUUGGUCUCGCCCAUGUAGCAAUUGUAAAAGUCUGAUUUUAUCGUUCCUGAAGAUGUAAAGCAGCCCUCUCUUUACAACAAGCAUGGUUAUACGUUGAUAGAUCUGCAGUAGGAAUUCAUGCCUAAUGAAUUCUUCCG
This is a messenger RNA of Desarmillaria tabescens, 694 nucleotides long. Its product is annotated as cytochrome P450. Lineage: Eukaryota; Fungi; Basidiomycota; Agaricomycetes; Agaricales; Physalacriaceae. Bases 139 to 525 code for a protein of 128 amino acids. The record is from RefSeq and is a predicted model, not a curated record. Gene Ontology annotation, molecular function: heme binding; monooxygenase activity; oxidoreductase activity, acting on paired donors, with incorporation or reduction of molecular oxygen. The transcript has 6 exons.